Molecule: messenger RNA, 2021 nt
Organism: Daphnia pulicaria
Lineage: Eukaryota; Metazoa; Arthropoda; Branchiopoda; Diplostraca; Daphniidae
Product: somatostatin receptor type 5-like
Exons: 10
Coding region: 99-1709 (536 amino acids)
Biological process (GO): G protein-coupled receptor signaling pathway
Cellular component (GO): neuron projection; membrane
Molecular function (GO): peptide binding; G protein-coupled receptor activity
Source: RefSeq, a predicted model, not a curated record
GGAAGACAGGAAAAAAAAUUUUGUUAAUUCCUUUUUGGAUUUGACUUGUUGCUGUCGUAAUCGUGGAGUUGAUUGCUACUAAUUGACCACACAACAACAUGGACAGCAUGGUGUCGUGGACGAACGACACGGGAGACAUGCCGGACUUGAUCGUCAACGACUACGAAAUUCCUCUGCUGGGCGCGUUUCUCUUUUAUUUUGUUCAGUGUUUGUAUGGCACUGUCUUUGUCGUAGGUCUCAUGGGCAACACUCUCGUCAUCUACGUCGUCCUCCGCUACACCAAAAUGCAGACAGUCACCAAUUUGUACAUUUUGAAUUUGGCGGUGGCAGACGAAUGUUUUCUCAUCGGCAUUCCAUUUAUUAUGACGACAAUGGGCCUGGGAUAUUGGCCAUUUGGCAACGUCAUGUGCAAGAUUUACAUGACGACGACCUCGGUCAAUCAAUUCACAAGUUCCUUGUUGUUGACGGUUAUGAGCGCUGAUCGUUACAUAGCCGUCUGCCAUCCGAUCGAUGCGGCAACAGUCCGGACACCUUUCUAUGCCAAAGUCGUGUCCACGACAACUUGGGGCAUUUCUUUCCUCAUGAUUGUGCCAAUUUUUUUGUACGCCCACACACAACAAGUCCAUUCGGACUGGGCCAUCGGCAGCACCAACGAUUCCGGGGUGGUCGACACUUUGUAUUGGUCAAACGGCUCGGCCACGACCAUCACUUCCUGGAUCACCAACAACACGUUGGCCAUGUCGUCUAUCCUAACCGGAAGUGGCCUCGAGGAUGGGACCGAAAUUCAUCCGGCAAGUCCCAUCGUCAGCUGCAACAUUUACUGGCCAGAAAACGAGUACAUGAACGGACAGGCCGCCUUCACCCUCUACACUUUCACUUUGGCCUUUGCCAUUCCACUCAUCCUCAUUUUGGUCUUUUACAUCCUCGUCAUCAGGAAACUGAAAACGGUGGGACCGACCAACAAAUCCAAGGAGAAGCGCCGCUCCCACCGCAAAGUGACCCGACUGGUCCUGACAGUCGUCACCGUUUACGUCCUCUGUUGGUUACCUUAUUGGGUUUCCCAAGUGUCGUUAAUAUUCACUCCACCCAAAGCCUCACAGUCUCCGUACAUCGUGGCCAUUUUCCUGCUGGCCGGUUGCCUGGGCUACUCCAAUUCGGCCGUCAAUCCAAUCCUCUACGCUUUUCUAUCCGAUAACUUUAAGAAAAGUUUCAUGAAGGCGUGCACGUGCGCUGAGAGAAUGGAAGUCAACAAGGCGCUGGCCGGCGAGAACAGCGUCUUCACACGCCGCGGACGCAACUCGGAACGCACUUUUGGUCACAACGACUCACUGCGAUCGCGAGUUCCACCAGUUCCUGGGGGGCCAACAGGCCGGUCGUACGGCCCUCAGGGAACAAUUGAGCUACCGAAUCCAAUUCUCGCAACAAUCCAACAGGAAAUGUGCGUGUCUUUUGUCAACCGAUCCGACGACGAGUGCUGUAACGGCAGCCCUGAAAGGGAAAUUCCAGAUGUCGCAAACGGUUCGCUGAAAAUGGACGAGCCUUUCACCAAUGGCCGGAAUUCAACAAAUUUGGACGUUUUCUUUAACACCGAACUCAUUCUUAUUGGAACGUUCGCCGCUUCGUCGGGAACCCCGGAGCCAGCCUUUCCCCCCGCUGAACGCGUCGGCCAUGCGAACGGAUCUAGUCACGUUCUUCAUAGUGACCUCUAAAAUGCGCUAAAAUGAGAAUACCACGACCAAUACAACAAUAAACGGAUGGAACAAGUGCAAUAAAGGAAACGGGAAACACAUAACAGGCGGAGAAUUUUAGCGGAGAAUGCGGAAUCAUCUGAGGAACACCAAAUAUUUGGAUCGCAGAAACGACAUUACUUCGUGUAUGGAACAAUUAUAUCAAUCCUGAUUCAACGUCCCUUAUUUUUGCCAUUUUCAUCUUGCCACAUAUCCCGACCAAGUUGAAUCCGUUUCCCUCAUUAAGUCAUUAUUUACACGUUUGCCAUGCCAAAUAAAAAUAAAUCAUUUGCA